Messenger RNA from Ilex paraguariensis (yerba mate), 959 nucleotides. Lineage: Eukaryota; Viridiplantae; Streptophyta; Magnoliopsida; Aquifoliales; Aquifoliaceae. The record is from the annotation of a GenBank genome assembly.
AUGCGUGGUGGGAGGGGAAUAUGCCAUCUUUGUGAUGGUGUAGGCAUCUUGGCCAUCGGUGGAGUCUCUAACAUCGAUUCUCUAUUUCUUCUGUUGAAUGAAGGGGCUGCAAUAUCUAUUGAAUCUUUUACAGAUUUUUGGGCUCUCGCAGAAAGGGAUCAUUUGGAAUCUGCAAACCAAAACAUUAAAUUCAAUCUUGAUGAAGUUAAGGCUUGCCACUUGUUGAGUUUUCUGUCGAAAGAGCUUUUGGGAGAUUUUGAGGCAUGUGCUGAAAUGUUCAUUCCAGUCCUUUUCAAGCUUGUUGUGAUAACUGUACUUGUAAUUGCAGAGUCAGCAGAUAAUUGCAUAAAGACAAUGUUGCGUAAUUGCAAAGUUGCCCGUGCACUUCCUCGUAUAGCAGAUUGUGCAAAAAAUGACCGCAAUGCUAUACUUCGUGCAAGGUUCGAUCAACUGCAAGAUCUUGCUACAGAAUGUUUUCAAAAACUUGGCCUGAGCGUUCGCGGCGAUUGUUUUCAUCUUUUGAUCCCAUUAUUCAAAGGGUAUGUUCUUUUUUCAUCAAAAGACAUUUCUGUCUGCCCACCCUCACCUCCUCCUCUAAUACACAACACACACACAAUUCUUUUUCUUAAAUACACAAAUCUCCACAUCAUUUUUGGGACCCUGAUUAAGGUGGUCGUGUUUUCACAGAUAAUAAAUGACGAGGAUGGGGGUAUGCAUAGACGACACAAUUCUCCUUCUAUUCGUGAGAGGAGUUCACAAAUACCAUUUACCCCUCAAGCUUCUGCUCCAAAUGUACCGGAUAUGGAACUUCAGCAAUAGUUGCCAUGGACAGAAGUGCAAGUUUAACAUCUGGGACAUCUUUUUCCUCUGGGCUACUUUUGUCACAAGCAAAGUCAGUUGGUAAAGGUACAGAACGUAGCCUGGAAAGUGUGUUGCAUGCGAGCAAACAAAAGGUUACG